Molecule: messenger RNA, 915 nt
Organism: Cuscuta campestris
Lineage: Eukaryota; Viridiplantae; Streptophyta; Magnoliopsida; Solanales; Convolvulaceae
Source: the annotation of a GenBank genome assembly
CAGCUAUUUUUUCAAAUUCAAACGGAAAUCCACCCUCUCCCUAUAUAUUUGCUUCACCCUUGGUCAUUUUAACACACCUUUUUCACAUCAAAAUCCCCUCUUUUACAUAAUUCUUCAAUUUUUUCUUUUUUUUUUGCUUCAAUCAUGGCCGGAGGAAAGAAGACAAAGGCUUUGAAGAAGAAGGUCACCACCGAGGCUACGUCAUCUGCGCCUCAACCCUUCCCUUAUCUCGACGGUUCCUUCUUGGAGUUCGGGUCAGAAGAAGAACUCACACGCUUCAUCACCUACUUCGCCAAGCGCCCGAUCUCUCCGCCCCGCGUGCUCCCGGAGCUGUACCCUCAACAAAAGGGGUACCACGAACUCGACAAUCAACUCAAAGAGUCGGGUCUGUGGUCGUUCGUCUCCAGAAGCCGUCAAUCCUUCAAUCCCGCCUACGUUCGGGCUUUCUACUCCAAUCUCCGCCGGGAUGGGGACACUAUUCGCAGCAGCAUCAAUCUCGUGGACUUCGAGUUUGAUUUGGCUCCCUUUGCCAGGAUCGCAGGUUUGCCCACUCGCGGUGACGACAUCGCGACUUAUGGUGGCGAUGAUUGGAUCCUCAACAACGAGGCGGUGGUCAUCCAAGAGCUGGGAAUCACCAACCUCGUCCGUCACAGCGACGCACCAACCAUUCACUCAGCCCCGCCGCAGAAGCGCCUUCUACUCUACAUCCUCACCCAGAUUCUUCGCCCCCGGGACGGCAGCCACACUUGUCUCUUCAACGAGGAUCUCAAGGCCGUUCAUGCAAUCACCCAUGGCGCCUCGAUCAAUUGGGCGAAAUACGUCAUGAUCCACAUGGCGGAUUGCGCCUCAAUCGCCACCGAAAGGAGCUUGCCCUACGCCUUCCUCGUCAUGGAUCUCAUUGUCGCGGCCGAAAUC